AUGUCUCGCACAUGCGCAGCAGUAGUCAAAAAGAAUAAACUGAUACAUUCUUUUGAGAAUUUUAACACUUUAUUUACACGAGUAUCAGAUAAAGAAGGAAUUCGUUUUUGUUACCAUAAGAUGUCGUCCCCGAAAAAAGACGACAAAUUGUCGCCAUCAGAGGAAUCUAAAACUGAAAGUAGUGAUGCUGUAAAAGAAAGACUUCAAAGACCGGAGGACAAUAAUGAAGACAAUUCAGAAACAGUUCGGACCACUUCGUUCUCUGUGGCCGACAUCUUGGACCCUAGGAAAUUUACGGGAUGUUCGGUGACGGAAAAAUCUCGAGUUUGGACUCCGUGGAAAGACCGGAAGCGACGGCUGACAGACAGUGGCGAGAGCACAUCAGAUGACGACAGAACAGAGGGACCAGAAGGCACAGAGAUGGCUACCGACCUGUCUUGUAAAAGCAGAGUGGGAUCUGAAGCAGACGACGAAUUACGUCAAGAUGACGAAAUGGACGAUGAAGAUGAUUUGUUAAGUGACAAUGAAGACUGUUUGGACAAAAAAUGUAAAAAUUUUGACUCUUCAAAAGCGGGAAAACCCCGCCGAGCGAGGACAGCUUUCACCUAUGAACAAUUAGUCGCUUUAGAAAACAAAUUCAAAACAACCAGAUACCUCUCCGUGUGUGAAAGACUUAACUUGGCGCUUUCAUUGAACCUCACCGAAACCCAAGUCAAAAUCUGGUUUCAGAAUCGUCGCACGAAGUGGAAGAAGCAGAACCCGGGAAUGGACGUUAACAGCCCCACUGUGCCAGUUUCUUCCAGUGUCUCCACAUUUUCCUCUCCCUAUUCAUCUUUAUACGGACAGGGGCUCCACCCCUACCUACCUAGUCACAACCUGAUGGGGGCGCUAGGGCUCCUUCGCGCCCACCCCGCCUACGCCGGGCAGAAUCACCCUAUGUACUAUCCCUACCUCGGACAAAGUACGUAACAUCUGUCUAAAAAGGUGAAAAUGCAUGUUGUGGGAUAAAUGAUUCCUCUUUGAAGUGGUCCGGGUUCGUUUUUUUGGUUUUUAAACUAUUUGAACAAGAAAGAAGGAACCAUGAAAAUAUUUACAGCAUUAGUGACUUUGGUGACGCGCUGUGAGUGAUACUAUAGCUCCCCUAGGGAUCGAUUUUUGCUCUCGUGCAAAAGAACGGUAAACUAAUAUUUAAUAUUUAUUGAACAGACUCAUUAUAUAAUGACGAGUUGUCACGGAGAAAAUUUAUUAAUUGUACUGAUUUCAAAGUAUAGAUUUAUAUUUCCCUGUAUAUCUGUGCUAGUGAUAAUUAUAUUGUAA
Messenger RNA from Saccostrea cuccullata (small rock oyster), 1317 nucleotides. Its product is annotated as homeobox protein slou-like. The transcript is spliced from 3 exons. Gene Ontology annotation, biological process: regulation of transcription by RNA polymerase II; cell differentiation. Bases 1 to 969 code for a protein of 322 amino acids. The record is from RefSeq and is a predicted model, not a curated record. Gene Ontology annotation, molecular function: DNA-binding transcription factor activity, RNA polymerase II-specific; RNA polymerase II cis-regulatory region sequence-specific DNA binding. Lineage: Eukaryota; Metazoa; Mollusca; Bivalvia; Ostreida; Ostreidae. Gene Ontology annotation, cellular component: nucleus.